UGUGGCUCCUGGAGGCGACUAUCACCGCUUUGCUUCAACUGAGCCUUGCUGCAUCGCCGAUCAAGAAGCCGAAGCCAUCGUCGUUAAGUCCCCUGUAGGUUUUUUUCUGUCCUCCGUUUCAAGUUUUUUAAUUUAAGGGUUUAUUUUUGUUGUUGAUCAUGGGGAUUUGUUGAGAUCUGAUUUGGUUGUGAUUUGGGGAAUGAAUUUUAUGAAUUUUGAUUUUUAGUAGCUGGAAUUACAAUUUAUGGGGAAAAUUGUGUGGUUGAAACUUUAUUUCGGCUUUUAGUUGAUUGGGGGUUUGUGUGGUUUUUUUAAUUGGGAAUUUUGGCGGGUUUUGGUGAAAUUGGUUUAUGAUGGGGUUAAUUAUUGCCUUAAUUUGGUAUUAGGUUUGAUUUGAAUAAAUAGGAUUUUAUUAAUCCAGAAAAGAAAUAUAAAGUCAGGAAAUUCAAUGAAGAAUCCAGGAAGAAAAAGAAGUCCAACGACUGAACAAGAAAACGAAACAAAAGGGAAAAGCAGGCUCAAACAUCAAAUUUCUAAAGCCUAAAGCGCUACUGCUGGAUAUUCGAGUAAAUGCCCUGGCUUAUUCAGAAUUUUGUUACUAGAAUUAUCUUUGACUGUCAUCAGACUACUGGUUCUGGUCAUGAUGUUUGCCACAUUAGAAUUAGAAACAACGUUGCAGCUUCAUGCAAACAUGGUUUAAGUAGAAGCUGGCUAAAACUUGCUCCUUGGGCAAGUAACAGCCCACUUUACCUGUGUCGAUUUUACUCAUUUGUCUUUUUUGUUUGUGAAUCUGUAAUGCUGAUAGGAAUCAAUAGUGUUGUGAGGAGUAAAAGUUCUAGAAGUUUCGGUUGUUUAAACAAAGGGUUAUUUGCGUCAAUAUUAAGCUUUUUAUUAUUAGAUUCAUCAUGUGACAAUUUCUUGUAAUGUUAGUAUGACUUUUUUUAUAACUGUACUUUACCUUCUUUUUCUGAGCAACAUGUGACCAUUCAGCUUCGUCACUCUGAAGAAUUAGUUUCUGCUAAAUAAUUCUGGCUUCAAGAUUUGGCUGUUUGACUUAGUUGGCUCUUCCUUCUUAGAUAAUUCUUUUACAACCAGUGUUUUGAACAUAUGAGAGAGAUAUUGAAGUUAAAGGUUUUGACAAUUAUGAAAACUAAGAAUUUGGUUACUUGGUUGAAAUGUCCUUGUUGGCUGGAAGUAUUAAGAAGAAUAUCGUUCAGAAGCCAUUUUUCGCGUCCAAGUUUAGGUGUGAUUGGAAUAUAGCAAUAAAAGAAGAUUUACUACCAUCAUGAUGUAUAUCAUGAAUGAUUUUGUGAGGGUUCUGGAAAAUAUCUGGAAAAUAACCUCUUCUUUCUACAUGUAAGGGGCAGAAACAUUGAUAAAUAUGGUGAACAGAGAAAGCUAUCCAUCGUGUGUCACUUUAGCUAUGCGAGUCACAUACUAUAUUUGAUGUUGACUGGGGAAUAGAGCUUCCUCCUUUUGAUGGUUGCAGGAAAGGUAUAGAUGUAUAGAUUGGUUUUUGGAGGUGGUGGGUUGCUGGAAAGAACAGAGUUUCAGUCUAUCAAUAUAUUCAGGAAAGAUCCAUUUCAGUUAAGAUGAAAAUUAAACAGGCAGAGAAGUCAGCUGAAUCACAGAUGCCUGUCAUUGUCAUUGCAAUGAAGGCCUUUUCAGUUGCUUGAUUUGAGCAAGUUGAUUGGUUUAUGAUGAAUGGCUGGUGCAUAAUUUGAAAACAAAUAAACUACAGUUCCUGCAGGGUGCACAAUGAUAAUCAUGAUUCAGAAGAGUCAUUGCAAGUUGUUUAUGAGCAUCUAAUGGAUGGGUGGGAUUUACUAGAUAUUUUUUGGAAAGUUCAGUAACCUUAGCAAGGUAAGUAGUCAUCAAUGAUGCCAAUUUUGUGCUCCAAAAAACUUGUCAAUAGAUUUUUAUGCGUUGGUUUUGUAGGGAAGACUAUUUAAGAGGAAAGUAGGUAUUUAAUGUUAAUGAUAGUGGAAAAGUCUUUAGUAAUUGAUUUUGGUGCGAAAGGUUUUGACAUGUGCAUUAAGCUCUUCUACAUGGUUUACUUCUUGACUUCAGAAAGAUGCAGUUGGUCUGACAUCUAUCAAUUGAAAGUAAAAUCUGCUUAAUUAGUAUUUCCAUUAAUUCUGUUGCAGACUUUGUUUGGUUACACCAUCACAUAACAUCUGCGCCUAGUAAGUAAAUCAAGCCAAAUUCGGGGUUGGUGCUUUUCUGUAUAGAUGAAGGCCGGCAGAAUUAUUAAAAACUGAUUUUUCUUGCUGAGAUCUGGGACAAAUUUAUCAUGCUACAGGUUUGAUUUUGUGUGUGUAGGUUAGACUGUUAGAGUAUUCUUUGUCUGCAGACCAAGGGUCAUGGUUGAAGGAAAUUGUGAGAAUCAUUUACUUUCAACACUUUGAUCUUGCUUACUUUCAAUAAGGUUAUUACUUAUCAUAACCUUAUAAAGGGACAAAGUUUUACACGUUUUCUGCUGAACUGUUUGUCGCUGUAUUUACAAGGAGCGUUUAAGUUGAACUGUGGCCAAAAAAAGUUAAAUGGUUUCUUGGUGUUUUAAAUACAUAUAGAAUUAUGACAGUGAGAAGCUUCUCCAAUAAUUUGUUUAUCAUAAUCAAAACACUGACAGUAACGGUAACUUUAGACUUGGUGAAAUUAUUAUUAGUACAUAUUUCUUUUCAUGUAUCAUAUAUGUAAUUACAGUUUAUCUAUUGGAAUCACUAUAAUUUAGAGCCUCUCAAGUUUCCGUGGAUUUUUGUGAUUUCCUAUAAUAGCUGCUAAGAUGCUGAAAAGCGUUAUAAGUUUUGCUGACUGAAAAUUAAUUUCACUAAGUGAAGGCAUAAUUUGAUUGCAACUUUACAAGAUAUCAGAAUACUGUUGCUGGGUAAAAUUUGUGUACCACAUAAUCUGGUGAAAAUGCAAGUGCAUAAUGCUCAAUUGGCUAAGCUAAAUGUUGGAGGCCUGUUUAGUUUUCAAGAUCACCUAUUCAUCCAAUAAAUGAUGAAAUUUUAUGUAAAAUGCUACAAGAAAGAAACAGACAGGCUGUGAGGAAAUUUUGAUGGAAGCUUGAGCUUACCAAUGUCUUUGAGAUUUUGUUAACGGUCUAGACCGUUCUUCAGACUGCACCAGGAUUGGGGGAUUCCAGCAAAAUUUUCAGGAAAACUUGGAUAGCAUAAGGGUAGUAUGUCAUUAUGCUAAUUAAAUGAUUGUCCCUUUGAGGAUGCUGAUUGAGCUUGUUUGUAAGAAAGCAUAGAUUUACAAUAAUUCUCUUAAAAUUUAGGUAAUAUCUUAUGAUAAAAUGAAAAGAUAAUAAGGUUAUAAUUCUUCAAUUCACUCACAAUUAGUUUUCAGUUACGAGGCAAGUGGUUGUGCUCUUUCAGUUUGGAGGAUCACCAUAGAUUCAGUUAUUGGUACUAUGUUUGUCAUUAACAACUUAGUCAUAUGAUGAUUUGUGGAAUGCAGAUGGUUGCUGUUUCAGAUAAAAAGGCUGAGCUAGUUUAGAACAUAUUGAUCUUAACUUACGAAUUGGGUAAUAGAAACUGUCUACUGCACUUGGUUGAAAGGUAAUAGUUUUCACCCUUGUUGCUUGUUAGGAGGCACUAAUUUUUGUUUGUAGUUAAUGAUUAUGCUCUUUCAGUUUGGAGGAUCACCGUAGAUUCAGUUAUUGGUGCUAUGUUUGUUAUGAACAAGUUAGUCAUCAUGAUGUUUUGUAGGAUGUAGAUGCUUGUUGUUUCACAUAAAAGGGCUGAGCUAGUUUAGAGCAUAUUGAUCUUAACUUACCAAUUGGGUAUUCGUAACUGUCUACUGCACUUGGUUGAAAUAUACCCUUUUUUUUCCCUUGUUCAGUUUUUGUCCUAUCUGAAGGUUCUAGUCUGAUUUGACGAUGUCAGCAAAUGCAGAUGCCCAGUCUGUCUUUCUAGUUAAAGAGGAAGAGUGAUGUAGUAGAUCGAGAAGUUGAGUCUGGUGAGUGGGCAAUGCCUCAAGGAUACACUGAAGUGGUUAGCAGUUCUCUCCAGACACCUGUGUCAGGAAAAGGGGGAAAGGCUCAAAAAACAUCAAGGCUAACAAAAAGUAGUAAAUUUGGUCCUCAAACUCCUGCUUCAAAUCUUGGUUCUCCUGGCAAUAAUCUCACUCCUGCAGGUCCCUGUCGUUAUGACAGCUCCUUAGGGCUUUUGACAAAGAAGUUCAUCAAUUUGAUUAAACAAGCUGAAGAUGGUAUUCUUGAUUUAAAUAAAGCUGCCGAUACCUUGGAGGUGCAAAAGAGGAGAAUAUAUGACAUAACCAAUGUCCUUGAAGGAAUUGGUCUCAUAGAAAAGAAACUUAAGAACAGAAUUCAAUGGAAGGGGCUUGAUGUCUCAAGGCCAGGGGAGGUUGAUGAGAAUGUUGCUACUUUGCAGGCAGAGGUUGAGAACCUCUCUAUUGAGGAACGCAGAUUAGAUGAACAAAUAAGAGAAAUGCAAGAAAGAUUGAGGGUACUCAGUGAAGAUGAAAAUAAUCAAAAGUGGCUUUUUGUCACCGAGGAAGAUAUCAAGAGCUUACCCUGCUUCCAGAAUGAAACACUGAUAGCUAUUAAAGCUCCACAUGGAACCACUCUGGAAGUCCCAGAUCCUGAUGAGGAGGCUGUAGACUAUCCCCAGAGGAGAUACAGAAUUGUCCUCAGAAGCUCAAUGGGUCCUAUAGAUGUUUACCUUGUCAGUCAAUUUGAGGAGAAAUUUGAGGAGAUACAAGGUGUAGAUCAGCCUCCAAACUUUCCAUCAACUUCAUGCUUGAAUGAAAACCCAGCAACAACAAUGGUAACAGAGGAGAGCAGAGGGAAGGAGAUUGAAAUGGAGGGCCAAGAUACUAAUAGAAUGUCCUCAGAUCUUAAUGCCUCACAGGACUUUGUGAGUGGCAUCAUGAAGAUUGUUCCCUCAGAUGUUGAUAGUGAUGCUGAUUAUUGGCUUUUAUCAGAUCCUGGUGUUAGCAUCACUGACAUGUGGCCGACUGAAUCUGGGGUCGAAUGGAACGAGUUUGAUACGCUUCGUGAGGACUGUGGCAUGGCUGCUGUUAGCGCGCCACAUCCCCAAACGCCUCCAUCAAAUGCAACUGAAGUGCCAUCUGCUAAUUCAACCGGGAGGUGAAAGCGUAUUUGCAAGAGUAAAACUGAAGAUUCAUUGGCUUGCUUUGUCUUGAGAGCAUUCCUGGUACUUGGAAAUUGGCAUCCAAGUUUGCAAAAGUUGGCUACUUGAUGUUCCUCAAAGUUGUAGGUAGCACAAUCACUGUACAGUUAAGUAAUACUACAAAUGAUCUACGUGAUGUUGUAGUAAAUAAGGUCAUAUUUAAUCUGACUUAUUUCCCUGUAUAAUAUUCCAUCUCUUUUGCUUUUAUUGCGUCAACCAGCACAUCUUGUUAGAUUGACUGGCAUAGGGUCAUGUAGACAUCAUAUGAUGGCAAACAAAUGAUCUGAUGUACCUCUUUUUUUUUUUUUUUGUUUAAACUGUAUUGAGCAAAAUUUUGAGGAAAUAAAGAUGUAACUUGUAUGGGAUGUUCCGUUCCGUGCGCGGCAAGGCUGUUUUUGAGCAGCAACAUACCAGAACUAUCAUGCAAUGUAUUUAAUCACACAAUACUCCUAGAUUGAUUUCCUGUCGCAGAGAGGGGUCGUGCAUGAGUGAUUCAUUAAACUUGCUAGAGGCAUUUGGACUAAGGAUCGACCUUAUACCAAGAGUGAAAUAUGAUGAAUUGAAAAGAUUCAGCUCCUUUGAUCAUUAACAGAACAUGUAGAUUGAUAUGUGAUGUUUCACGGAUGCCGAAAUUUAUAUUUAGGCUCAGUGUUUUACAUGAUUACAAUCUUAUGUGUGUUUUCAACCAAUCAAUCGUAGUCUUUGCAAUUAACAUGUUUGCAAGCACACUGAAAUCAACUAAAAUCAUAUUGGAGCUUCGAAAAAAACUCUAAUCUCCAUGGAAACACCAAAGAAAAAAAAAAAUUUUACUUGCAAACUAAAUAUGAUUAGACAGGGCAUUGAACAUGGAAGUACCCAAACAUUUCACUUAUCUUUCAACCUUCUUUCCUAUCCAACUCGCAACAAUGGGAGUCAGAGCCACAGUUGGAGGAAACCUUAUAGGAGAUGCAGCUUUGUGUGCAGCAUAUGCCAAAGCAAAGGUCCCAACUUUUUCUCCGGUUGCAUCAGUUGAGAUUCCCACCUGGAAAUUCCAUCUAAUGGUAAUUUGUAACCCAUAAAUGGUUCUCCGGUUCCUUGGCUUGAUCGCCCUUUGAUUUCAUUUCUUCACCUUCUUCCUCUGAGCUGAAUAUCUUCAGAUACUCACAAAAUACAUAAAUAAUUGACAGAAGUUAGCUUCUCAUCAUAACCAAAAACUAAAAUCAGCAGAGAAAAUCAGACA
This is a messenger RNA of Durio zibethinus, 6381 nucleotides long. Its product is annotated as transcription factor E2FB-like. Gene Ontology annotation, molecular function: DNA-binding transcription factor activity, RNA polymerase II-specific; RNA polymerase II cis-regulatory region sequence-specific DNA binding; protein dimerization activity. Lineage: Eukaryota; Viridiplantae; Streptophyta; Magnoliopsida; Malvales; Malvaceae. The record is from RefSeq and is a predicted model, not a curated record. Gene Ontology annotation, cellular component: RNA polymerase II transcription regulator complex. Gene Ontology annotation, biological process: regulation of transcription by RNA polymerase II.